Molecule: messenger RNA, 2197 nt
Organism: Poeciliopsis prolifica (blackstripe livebearer)
Lineage: Eukaryota; Metazoa; Chordata; Actinopteri; Cyprinodontiformes; Poeciliidae
Product: cytochrome b-245 heavy chain-like
Exons: 11
Coding region: 307-1785 (492 amino acids)
Biological process (GO): superoxide anion generation; defense response
Cellular component (GO): plasma membrane; NADPH oxidase complex
Molecular function (GO): superoxide-generating NAD(P)H oxidase activity
Source: RefSeq, a predicted model, not a curated record
AAACGCUCACCGGUUGCCAUGGUUACCCGCCUUCAUCUGGCUGUUUUAGCCUUUAGCUAGCAAGUCUUCAGUCGUCGGACUACAACUGUCUAACACAGCGCGAUAAAAUCUGCUAUUCUACCAAAUUAGCGACAUUAGUGAGCGAGAUGAUUGUUAAUGACCUGCAAACAUUACAUGCAGACGAGUCGAUAAAUGACGAGAGAAAAUGGCGCCAAACCUCGAUAUUACUAGCUAGCAACAUUUAAUUUGUUCACGAAGAGCUGUCAGUCAGAUACGCCUUCUCCACAUUAGCGCUGCAGCAGAACAAUGAGGAAACAACUGGACAAAAACUUGACUUUCCACAAGCUGGUGGCGUACAUGAUCGCCUUGAUGACAGCCGUUCAUAUGAUCGCCCACUUGCUGAACGUGGAGUGGCUGAACAACAGCAGACAGGGAGUUUACGACAACCUCAGCACCGCUCUGUCCAACCUGGAGGACCACAUAGAGGAAUCGGAGAAUUCACACGAAGAAAAUGAUUCUCACCAUACAACCACCUUCCUGAACCCGAUCCGCAAAAACGACAUCGAUCCGCAGCAAAUCCCCACCUACUUCGUCUUCACGUCCAUCGCCGGCCUCACCGGUGUCAUCAUCACCCUGGCGCUCAUCCUCAUCAUCACGUCCUCCAUGGAGGUCAUCAGGCGCAGCUACUUCGAGGUCUUCUGGUACACACACCACCUCUUCAUCAUCUUCUUCGCCGGUCUCGUCAUUCAUGGAAUCGGGUUCAUCGUCAGGAGGCAGACUGAUGACUCGUAUGAAAAACACAACCCUUUGUUUUGUCACAACCGCACAGAGGAUUGGGGAAAGAUUGAUGAGUGUCCCAUCCCUCAGUUUAAAGGAGGGCCGGCUCAGACUUGGUUGUACGUGAUCGGCCCAAUGGUUAUUUAUCUAUGCGAACGUUUGCUGCGCUUCAUUCGCUACAAGCAGAAUGUCCAGUACAGAAAGAUUGUGAUGCGGCCGUCCAAAGUGCUAGAGCUGCAGCUGGUGAAGACGGGCUUCAAAAUGGACGUGGGCCAGUACGUCUUCCUCAACUGCCCGGAGAUCUCGAAGCUGGAGUGGCACCCAUUCACCAUGACCUCUGCCCCCGAAGAGGACUUCUUCAGCGUCCACAUCCGCUCAGCCGGUGACUGGACGGACAAACUCAUCGACAUCAUGCAGAAGCUGCCAGAGGGAGCGCAGGGGCCCAAGAUGGGCGUGGACGGCCCUUUUGGGACGGCCAGUGAGGACGUCUUCGACUACGAGGUCAGCAUGCUGGUCGGCGCCGGCAUCGGCGUCACUCCCUUCGCCUCCAUCCUCAAGUCCAUCUGGUACAAGUUCAAAGACAACGACCCCAAUCUGCGCACCAGAAAGAUCUAUUUCUACUGGCUGUGCCGGGAAACCCACGCCUUCGAAUGGUUCGCUGACCUCCUGAAGGCGCAGGAGAAGGAGAUGGAGGAAAGAGGCAUGGGGGAUUUCCUCACCUACAAGCUGUUUCUGACCGGAUGGGACCAGAGCCAUGUGAACUACGUUAUGGUGAACGUGGAUCAGGAAAUGGACGUGGUCACCGGGCUCAAGCAGAAGACUCACUACGGCCGACCCAACUGGGACAAGGAGUUCGAACAAGUCCGCAAAGAGAACCCAACGUCCGUGGUGGGAACGUUCCUGUGCGGACCCGAGGCACUCGGGAAAGUUCUGGAGAAGAAAUGCGGAAAAUACUCGGACGUGGAUCCUCGCAAAACCACAUUUUACUUCAACAAGGAGAACUUCUGAGCCGAGAACAAAACAACUGCUGUUGAUCAGCUGUGACUGAGGGCUUAGAUCUCCAAUGACUGUAGAGAUUCACACCCAGCUGCAGAACCGGCCGGGUGGGUUUGACUUUUAAAUCCACUGAUUAGGCUUCGUCAUCAUGAAGUCGACUCCACAAAAACUUUUAUUGUUACCAGGAAUUGUGAAGCUCAAAUGUUUGCCAACUCAUUAAACUUGAUGUGCAGCUGGUUGUGCUAUUUUGGGAUAAUAAUGGGCUGAUUUAAUGUCGAACUGAACUAUGUAAAUCCAAACCCCAAUGUAGAAAAUGUUUCAAACUGCAGCUUUUCCUUUUUAAGAAAAACAAUUACAUUUUCUAGUGCCUGCUAAGGCUUUGUAUAUUUUGUGUUUUUAAAGCUGUAAAUAUUAAAAUAAAGUU